Molecule: messenger RNA, 3303 nt
Organism: Lineus longissimus
Lineage: Eukaryota; Metazoa; Nemertea; Pilidiophora; Heteronemertea; Lineidae
Product: protein DD3-3-like
Exons: 13
Coding region: 57-2033 (658 amino acids)
Source: RefSeq, a predicted model, not a curated record
AAUCCCGGAAGUAAAUUUAAAGCCUGCAGGAAAGUUGAUUGGGCACCACUGCCACAAUGAAGAUCACACAACUUCAGAUUUCCGCUCUCCUCAUAUCCCUGACUGUGAUAAACCAUGUAACUUGUGAUGUCUACCUACACAACCCUAGGGGCAGCAAUGACAGACUCGAUGAAUCGUCCGCCAACAGAAACAAUGCCAACAGACUUUUUGACUCACAGAACAACAACCGUGGUGGCUACAAUGUUGGAGAUGCUACUGACAAGGCAGCGGGUAAUGACAAAACCAAGCAGUAUAAUAUGAAAUAUUUCCAAAGUGAUGGUUCAGGUGGCGAGUCUCUCCUCUCGGUUGAAUGGACCAACCAGCAUGGAUGCGGCGGCAAUGAAGACACCGAUCCACACAAGAUGAAUUGUAAUCUCGUCCUGCAGUAUAUGUGUCAGGACAGUAGUUUGCCAGUCUCCAAGGACACGACCCGUGACGGUACAUCAACAGAAACUCAGAAAUUCAAUCAAGCAAAGAAGUUAAAUGAAAAUGAGGGGCAGGCAACAACAAGGAAAAAUAAUGCUGUGGUGGACAACAGGGGCUUGCAGGAGACGUGGGAAUGGUAUGAUGCUUGCUACAUGAGGGAGAGAAAUAAAGGUCUGUUCACUGCUGACCAGAAACUGCAAAGCGACAAUGGACUUGGUGUAAGCAGUGCCAUCUAUACGAGGCAGAAUCCUAACGGCAAUCGCUAUGGUUACGAAUGUCCCGAAGAGCGAGAUCAUUACCCAUACUGGCAUCCAACACCUUGGAAAGAUAUUGCUGUCUUGGCAGAGAACGCUUCCAUGUGCUCAUCUUACCAGAAGAAGAGUUACAACAUCCAGCCAUAUCACCAAUGUGUCGAAUACUACACACCAGGCGGCAAGAGGAAGCAUUGGUCCAAGUAUAACAAUGAGAAAGAGUGCACAGACAAUGGUGGGAAGUGGGUUCUGCUCCAUAACUACUUAGAGAAAGUAUCGAAAGGCAAAGCUGCUUGCGAGAAAACUGCUGGUCUGUUCUGGGGUGUGCCUUAUGAUGCGGAGGAUGUCACUAAAGCACAGUGCCUUGUUGCCUUGCCGACUCCUGAGUGUAAAGAAGCACCUUGGUCAAGGUCAAAUCAUCUUGGGAAUGGCAGAGAUGGUGCAGCCAACACUUAUUCCUGGAAACUUCCAUAUUUUCCGUCCAAUAAGGAAUACAACUGCGUCUUCAGAAUGAGAUAUAACAUAUCUACCGAUGACUACGAUCCUUACAACACUGAUAGCAAACACAAUGAAGAUGUUGUCAAGAUGGUACAAUCGCCAGUCGAACAAAAUCCCUACGUGGAGAUCGGCGCAGGUCAUACACCACUCCGUCUAGCCAUCAACACCGCACAAUUUGGGCGCACAUUCCAAGAUCGCAGCCAUCUUUUCAAACUCCGACCAAGGCCAGCAAACCUGAAAGGAAAGAGGAUUCUCAACUUGAAUGUGCGAGGAAAGCGAGGGAACAUUGUCCAAGUUUAUCCAGCCGUGGAGUAUGACUUUGUACCGAAUGAGCUGACGAUGACAGAAAAUGAUGCUGUACAUAUUCAGUGGACUGGAUCCAAUACACACAACAAUGGCAACCCGGCUGGGGAUGGACAAGCAGGGGAUGCAGGGGAGGGCACCGGAGGCACCGACAGAAGCAACAUCGUUCAGAUUCCGACACAAAACGAUAACUUCCCGAUCCCGUUUGAACACACGGACAUGUGGACAAAUGCGGAGGUUUUAUGGACGUCGACUGAUGUGAAACUGCCAAUGGCGGCGAAGGAUUUGGCCCUUCAGAUGGUAUCAGCUGGAUAUUACAAGUGUGAGAAGAAGAGUUCAAAAUGUCCGACCGACUCCGUCGAUUCCAAAAAAACGAUGCAGAACCAACUUAACAACGCCCCAGCAUCUUUCGAAGGCGCAGUACUUAAAUUCAAGAAGGGAACUUACUAUUACAUGUGCAGUAGAAACAAUAACUUCACAAAUCGCAGCCAGAAAGGAAAAAUUGUUGUUCAGUGAUGAAAAUGUAAUGCUUUUUAUGUAUCUUGACUCAUCUUGAUAGCGAUGAACUUACUUCUGGUUGUUCAAAUGCUGGUUGGUUUAGCGGCCGCUAAGUUUUACUGAUCGCUAAACUUAGCGGAAUCCUUGGGGUUCUCCUUAAACUUUGCAGACCUUUGAGGUUUUGAUAUGCUACUUAUAAUGGUAAUGUUAUCAUUGGUAAUGUUGUCAAUCAACUAUUUUUGAGAUUAUAUGUUAAAUUAACUUUUUAAGGAUAAAAUGAUGCAAUAAUCAUGGUCUCAAUUUAGCAGUACCUUCUGUUGAUUUUGAGAGGCAUGUGUCAAUUGUGUCAAGUGAUUCAAUUAAGAUUCUUGAUACUGAGAUGUGCUUUGUCAUUUUAUUUUGAAUGAUGAAAAUAUAGGCUACUUACGGGGUACAGAUUAAUGUACAGUAGAACCUCUCUAUUAAGGACACCCAUGGGACUGACAAGAGCUGUCCUUUUUAGAGAGGUGUCCGCUAAGGGAGGUUCCAUUGUACUUGGUGCAAUUUUUUGUGUUCAUGUUAAUAAAAUAAUCUUUAAAAAACUCUAAGCAUAGUGUGCAUGUUUGCUACCAACCUCAUCAUUUAUUUGAGCGGAAUAUUUUGCAAUCUUUAAGUAACAUUGGUGUUAUCAAAAAUUUCAAAACGGUGAUUCAAAAUUGGAAAAAGCCACCAGUUGCAGAAAGUAAUGGAAGGAAAUCUGGAAAGAAUGAUUUUUCCAAAAAAUUUGGAACUUUUUAUAAUUCUAUUGUACUUUUUCAAAAUUUCUCAUGUUUUCUAAAAUCCUGUAUAAUUUGUAGGCAGGCCUAUCCGUGUUUUUCAGGAUGAGUCAGGCCGUGGACCAUGUUUUGUUGCUACAUUACAGGAAUUUGGGUUGCCAAUUUCAGCAUGUGUUUUCAUCUGUCGGAUGUCAUGGAAUCUAAGCUCAGGCCAAACCUGGCACAACUGUUAGUGACAUGACGUCUUUUCUGACACCGUUCCGCCAACGCUCAUACCUAGAAUAGUUGAGUCGCCCUGAAAAUCAUGUGAUAAUAACAUGUUAUAUUACUACAAUCAUUCUGUAUAAUCCCUUUGCAAUAUAUAUUAGGGUCAGAUAUCCAGUUUGCUACGUGAUUUCGAAAUAUGGGCAGCAUGUAGGUGAUUCUCAUGUUGCAAAUCGAUCAAAAGUUUGCACUGUAUUUUCUAAACAAUGUACAAUUUACUGCUGGUCAGUAUUAACUCUGUGAUGUAAUAAAUGCAAAAAUAUACUUGA